GACAUAUGAGAUUGACAUAUGAGAUUGACAUAUGAGUUUUGACGUUUAGUAAGCUAUUGAAAUUUGGUUAGAGCAUUUUGCAGGCCUUUUGAAGAGUAAUUUGUUGAAAUAAAUAGAUAAAAUGGCUUUCAGAGCGACUGCUAUGAUGGCUUUCAGGGCUACCCCCGUUGUUCGUAGCAGUUUAAACAAAUGGGCAUACAAUCUAGCUGGAUUUAACAAAUACGGUCUACUGCGUGAUGACUGCUUACAUGAGACCCCAGAUGUCCAGGAAGCCCUGCGUCGCCUCCCACAGCAUAUCGUUGAUGAGCGCAACUUCCGCAUUGUACGUGCCCUCCAGCUCUCCUUGCAAAAGACCGUCCUCCCAAAAGAAGAGUGGACCAAGUUCGAAGAAGACAAAUUAUACCUCACACCCAUUGUUGAUCAGGUGAAGAAGGAGAGGCUCGAAAAAGAAAACUGGGAGAAGGAAUACUAGACACAAAUGUUUGCCUAUUAUUUAUGUUAAUUUAAUAAAUUUAGCUGUCAUCCACCAUAUACUUGUUUUAUUGUAAAGUAAAACAAAUUCCAAUGCUGUAUAAAACAAAUAGUAAUGCUUGACGUGAAUGGAAUGAAAUAAACUUUGAUGUUUCAUUUUUUGUUUUUAUUAAUUGUGCUAACAGAACUAUAUUUUAUUAUUUUAAGUUUUACAUAUAAAUUAACAAUUAAUUAGGCAGGAAUUUAAAGUAUAAAUGUUAACAUUAAAGUUUGAAGGUGUGUAAUAAAAGCAUUCAAUAGUGC
This is a messenger RNA of Manduca sexta (tobacco hornworm), 774 nucleotides long. It is a transcript of the gene Uccr, whose product is annotated as cytochrome b-c1 complex subunit 7. NCBI's taxonomy places the organism in Eukaryota, Metazoa, Arthropoda, Insecta, Lepidoptera, Sphingidae. Bases 122 to 472 code for a protein of 116 amino acids. The record is from RefSeq and is a predicted model, not a curated record. Gene Ontology annotation, biological process: mitochondrial electron transport, ubiquinol to cytochrome c. The transcript has 3 exons.